Rotaria sp. Silwood2 is the source of this 426-nucleotide messenger RNA. Lineage: Eukaryota; Metazoa; Rotifera; Eurotatoria; Philodinida; Philodinidae. The record is from the annotation of a GenBank genome assembly.
AUGGCGCUUCAUUCUUCAACUCUAAUAUUAUUAUUGAUCAGUAUUUUUAUAUCUCACAUAUAUUCAUUUUGUCUGCGAGGAGCACUUGUAUCCGAAACAACGAAAUUUGGUAAUGUUAAUAAAUACUGUGAAUAUAAUAAAAUCAAAGUAUUACCUGGUGCUUCAUUUAAAUUAGCUGCACCGGAUUGUGUUGAGUGUAAAUGUUCAACACAAGGUUUAGAUUGUUGUGGUUAUGGUUUUGCAGCAGGCACAGUUGGAGCACCUGAAGGAUGUGUAGCUUACAAUGAUGCAUGUAAUUUGGUCCUUGUUAAAAAAGAUAAUGCAUCUGAAUUAUGUUUUCCAUCAAAGCCUGCCAAUAAAGGCAAGAAAAAUACGAAAGAUACAAAAAAUGCGAAAGAUGCAAAAAGUAAGAAAACUGCCAGUUAA